Molecule: messenger RNA, 762 nt
Organism: Recurvomyces mirabilis
Lineage: Eukaryota; Fungi; Ascomycota; Dothideomycetes; Mycosphaerellales; Teratosphaeriaceae
Exons: 2
Coding region: 1-762 (253 amino acids)
Biological process (GO): regulation of transcription by RNA polymerase II
Cellular component (GO): nucleus
Molecular function (GO): RNA polymerase II transcription regulatory region sequence-specific DNA binding; DNA-binding transcription activator activity, RNA polymerase II-specific
Source: RefSeq, a predicted model, not a curated record
AUGGCGAGCUACAAUGGCCGACGCGCACCGAAUGUGUCGCAAUACCUGGCCAACCUGAACACGAUCCCAGGACCGCAGGACGUCGCGGCGCAGAGUGCCUUUCCAACGGGAGACGACCUGGACUUCUUGACCAACACCGAGUUCUUCGACUUUGACAACUUCGAGGGCAUCGGCGACGAGUUCGGACAGGGCGCUGCAUCGGCGCAGGCAAAUGAGAAGGCGGCCCAGAAGGCAGGCAGCAGUGCUGUGGCCACGAAUGGCCCCGGCUACCAGUUCAGCGAGUUCCAGACCUAUCCCACCAUGACCGCCUCGCCCGUGAGCGCCAUCACAUCUCCCUCCAACCUUCAAGGCGCCUUCCCAGCUCUACCCUCUCACUUCUCUCCUGGCGAGAAGCGCAGCGCUUCCCAAGCAGGCCUCGCCUCCGUCGACCUCGAGGACCCUUCCCGCUUCAUAGCAGAAGAGGAUAAACGUCGCCGCAACACAGCCGCGUCGGCACGUUUCCGCGUGAAGAAGAAGCAGCGCGAGCAGGCGCUUGAGAAGCAGAGCAAGGAUAUGUCUGAGAAGGUGCAGAUGCUUGAGGGAAAAGUGCAGCAGUUGGAGAUGGAGAACAAGUGGUUGAAGGAGUUGAUCACGGAGAAGACCAAGGAUAGUGAGAAGGCGGAUGCGGAGGGGAAGAAUGCUUCCGAGACCAAGGGCGACCGGAGUCGUGAGGAGAGGACUGACGGCGUGGGCACUGUUGCUGAUGUCAAGGUCGCUGCUUGA